AUGAAGCUACAGGUAGUUUCACUUUUGGUGGCGAUCAUAUCUCUGGCAUUUGCAGGUCCUAUUGACAACGGGAAAGACACAUGUGCUCAUACGUGUACGGAAACAUACAAGUUUGGGUACCGCCCAGGAAUAACUUAUGAGUAUGAUUACAAAGUUAAAACGUCUACUGGACUGCAAGGAACAUUGGACGGAUCGUCUGCCCUUGAGGUGACGGCAACAGUUCUGGUGGAGGCACUUUCCAAGUGUAAUUUUAUUCUCAAGGUUGAAAACACACAGUUGUACGAAAUCGACUUGCGUUCUGACAUUAAAAGGAAGUCGGAAGGGAGUAAACGUUUCAAAGAUGACCUGGAGCAACACGAACUGAAAUUUUCCUUCCAAAACGGCAUCAUAGACCGAAUUUGUGCGUCUCCAAACGAAUCAAUAUGGGUUCUGAAUGUUAAACGUGGAAUUUUGUCCGUCUUCCAGAACAGCAUGGAGAAUUUCAAUCAAGAUAAGACAUUAAAAGAGAGUGACGUCACCGGUACAUGUAACACAGAAUACACCGUGAUAUCGUCACAACAAAGUGGAUACGUGGUAAAGAAGACAAAAAAUCUUCUAAAGUGUUCUGGUCGUCACGAAAUCCGUACAGCCAUGCAUGGAGUCCCAUAUGGCGCUUCGACGGAGUUCCAGUCGUUACCAUUGAUGAAUAGUAAACAUCAAUGCCAGCAAGAAAUAUCCUCAGAUGGGCUUAUGAAUUCCGCAAGGUGUGUGGAAAGCCACUUGUUUGAACCUUUCUCUCGUAAGGGGAAGGUAACGUCCACCGAGAUCAUACAGAUACUUGAGUUUGUGCAGGAAACUACUCCAACAGCUACUGCACAAGGUAUUUUCACAAAUCAUCGGACAUUGCUGUAUGAGUAUGGCACUGAAGAGCCUAAAACUACAGUCAAGGAUGUUGAAACUGUCUUACAGCAAAUAUGUAAAAACACUCAUACUGACAUACGUCCAGAAUCCACAGCUCUGUUUUCAAAACUCGUCGAUAAGCUGCAAACCCUCGACAUACAGUCAAUUAAAGACGUUUAUCGCCAACUUAGCGACGGCCGUUUUUGUGUUCAAAAUCCCCGUGUAAGGAAGUUCUUUCUUGAUGCCAUUCCAUUAGCCGGAAGUACUAAUGCUCUGCGGUUUAUGACGGAACUAAUAAUGACUGAAGACGUCACGGGGCCAGAAGCUAACGUGUUGCUUACAACAUUGACAUUCAUGCAGUCUCCGUCAAAGCAAAUGCUUCAAGAACUGACGCCGCUCUUGUCUCUGCGUAGUGGAAAGGCACUUCUACCAGUGUCAUCUCUCGUCCAUACCUAUUGCAGAAGUACACCGUGUGAUGGGGAUGUGGAUAUUCAUAACAUAAUGGCUGCACUACAGAACAAUAUUGCAGCUGGAUGUUCUGUAGAUGAUGGCAACAUACGAUUGACUAUACUGAGUCUUCGUGCCAUCGGCAACACCGGACAGCCAAACCAAACCGUACAGAUAAUCAACAGCUGUUUAGCAAGAUCAGAAAACCCGAUUGAAGUUCGACUUGCUGCAAUCGAUGCCUUUCGUCAAUUUCCCUGUGAAAUUACGCGUUCUCACCUGUUGAUGAUGUUCACAAACAUGACGGAGGAUCCAGAGCUUCGAAUCACCUCAUAUCUCGCAGCGAUCAAAUGUGCUGAUACUGAUACCAUCGACAUCAUCAACACAACAUUGGAAGUAGAACAGGUUAAUCAAGUCGGAUCGUUCGUAUUGUCUCAUCUCACUAACCUAAAUGAAACAUCAAACCGCCAUAAGCAGGGGAUAAGAAACAUUCUGUCAACAUUUCAACUUGGAAACAAGUUCAAUCUUGACAAAACAAAGUUUUCCCAUAACUUUGAAAAAUCUAUUUUUCUUCAGCAAUACAAUAUUGGUUCAUCAUUUGAAAGUAAUGUUGUGUGGACACCGUCAUCUUUCGUUCCACGGUCAAUGAGUGCAAAUCUAACAAUUGACUUAUUUGGACGAUCUGUGAACCUCCUUGAUAUUGCCGGAAGGUUCGAAGGCUUGGAUGCUUUUCUGGAAUCUUAUUUUGGCCCCAAUGGAUAUUUUUCUGAUGGUGCUGGCAACGACUUUGCUCGACAGAUCACAAAAUCUAUGACAUUUAAAAAAAUGAUGGAUAUUGGAAGCAAGUUACCACGUGUCAAGAAAGUAAAAGGAGCUUUUUAUGUGAGAGUGUUUGGACAGGAGCUUGGCUACACUACUCUUAGUGAAGGAACAUCAAUAUUUGGUGAGGAGUUUAACAUUCUUGAAAUGUUGAUCAGUAUGUCUAAGAACCAGGAAUACACUAAAACACAAAAUGUCCAAUUUCUGGAUAGCAGAUUUUCCGUACCGACUUGUGCUGGGUUCCCGUUAAGUCUGACCGUCAAUGGAGUUGUUUCAAUUGAUGUGAAGGUUUCAGGAAAGAUGGACAUAAGGAAGCUCAUCACUAGCCCAAGAAGUGUUUCUAUAAAUGGAGCCAUUCAACCGAGCGCUGCGUUAGAAAUAUCGGGCUCGAUGACGUUGGAUGCCUUCGUGACAAGAAGCGGAAUUCAUGCUGUAUCAAAUAUACACACUAGUACAGUCUUACAGGGUAAAAUCGAAUACGUUGAAGGCCGAAACGUAGAUCUUGAACUCGACAUGCCGCGUGAAAAAAUUGAAAUAGUCAAUUUCAAAACGGCGUUCUUUCUUAUCAAGAACGAUAGUCACAGGGAAGAGAUCAUAAUUACAAAAAACAAACAAUCCCAACGCCUUUGUACCGGGGAUUUGGUCUCAACGUUAAGUGGUCUUCAACUAUGUAGCGAGUUGGAAUUUCUAAAUACUUCACUUCUGAAAGAUGUGCCACCUUUUCUACAGGCCGGAUCAUCAAAUAUAAAAAUACAUUUACUAAAGAUGGACAACAUGUCGGGGUACAAACUAGCAGCCAGGUUUAUAAAGACAAGACAAGCAGUAACAUUACAUCUAGAAAUUAACAGUCCUGGAUCAGACAUAGAUCGUCGUAUUGGAGCCGAUUUCGCCAUGGAUAAGAUAGACCCAUCUUUUACCUUGAACAUAUUCUCACCAUGGAAAAAAGCAACAUUCAACGGUGCUUUACAAAAUAGUCGUUCGUUGAGGCGGGUUUUCGGCAGAUUAUCUCUUGAUUCCAGUCACGAUUAUUAUGUAAAUGCUGAACUUCUUCGCAGUCGUCGAGGACAUUCCAUUAUUUACACACCAACCUUUGAACUUCGUCUUCCUACACGUGACCCUAUCAGACUCGAAGGCAAAAUUGUCUACCUACCAUUUAAAACCAUUGACAUGGAUAUGAUGCUCUCUGGUAUAACGACAUCGCCAGUAACGACUAAAGGUUUGUCACAAUGA
This is a messenger RNA of Ylistrum balloti, 3372 nucleotides long. Its product is annotated as apolipophorins-like. The transcript has 16 exons. Gene Ontology annotation, biological process: lipid transport. NCBI's taxonomy places the organism in Eukaryota, Metazoa, Mollusca, Bivalvia, Pectinida, Pectinidae. Gene Ontology annotation, molecular function: lipid carrier activity. Bases 1 to 3372 code for a protein of 1123 amino acids. The record is from RefSeq and is a predicted model, not a curated record.